AUGUCGUCGAUUCCAGUGGACGACAAGGACUCGACCAAGGCCAGUCUCAAAGCAUGGUGGUCCGCGUUCACAAAGGUCAAGAUGCUCAACAAGGAUCGCAAAGAUGAGAAAGUUGUCUUUGGGUCGCCCCUGCGCAGGUCGCUCAAGUAUGCGAGCGUGGCUAUCUCGAUGGCGGGCGAGGAUGGGCAGCAGUACAUCUGGGGAUAUGUGCCCGUCAUUGUCGCCAAAGUCGGGCUCUUUCUGAAGGAGAAUGCCACUGAGGUCGAGGGCGUUUUUCGAAUCGCAGGCUCGCAGAAGCGGAUGAGAGAGCUCCAGGAGAUCUUUGAUACGCCCCCCAGGUACGGCAAGGGCGUUGAGUGGGACAAGUACAGCGUACACGACGCCGCCAGUGUGCUUCGACGCUACCUUAACCAAAUGCCAGAACCCAUCGUGCCCCUGCAGCUCUACAGCGAAUUCAGGAAUGUCAUGAUCAAGAAGCCCCUCGAUGUCGAGGCAGCCACCAAGACGUAUCGCCUUUUGAUCACGUCUAUGCCGCCCGCAAACCAAUAUCUACUCCUCUACGUCCUGGAUCUCUUGGCCGUCUUCGCUCGCAAGAGUGAUGUCAAUCGUAUGCCCGCCAGCAACCUGGCCGUCAUCUUCCAACCGGGCAUUUUCUCACACCCGUCGCACCUCCAAGAUCCCAUGGAGCACAAGAUUGCAGUCGAGGUGCUCGAAUUCCUCAUUGUGCACCAGGAUCACUUUGUGCUGGGAAUCUCAGCGCCUCCCCCGACAAAUGUCGACCCCUCGGAGCUGACGAGUGUCUCGCAGCCCACCAGCAUCGAGCCCGAUGUCGCCGAGCUGAGCGAGAGCGAUGAGGAGCUGGGCGAUCUCGUGGCGCACGAAGGUGGAGGUGCAAAGAUUGCCAGGAGCUCCGCCACGUCGACGCCGAACAAGAAAAAGGAGGGCGGAUUGUUUGCGAGGAGGAGCAACAACACGCAGCAGCAGCAGAGCGCAUCUUGCGAAGGUCCAAUGUCGUCGGCGGGGACGGGAGAGGCAGCGGACAAGGGCAAAGUCCAGGAGCUGGGCUUAGGCGAGCCUUCAUCCUUAUUUGGAGGAAAGGCGGGCGUGAGGCGAAGCAGAACGACGCCGAGCCGAAAGGGUGCCGCUGGAUCAAAGGCGGCCGAUGAUGGAAAGCGAUCAGCGUCAGGUCCCAGUGCGAACAAGCGAGGAGGGAAAAAUGGUCACGCGUCCAAGAACGAGGCAGAACCAAUGAUCAGGAGUGUCAGUCAAGGGAACGAGCCAAAGAAGAAUGAUGUGGUGGUAUUACAAGAAACCGCAAAGACAGAUGGUCCAGAGAAAUCAAGCGAGACGCAAGGGCAAGGGCAAGGGCAAGGGCAAGAUGCGUUACCGACUCCACCUUCGUCGAAGCUCGUUGACUCUGCUGUUUCUGUGGAAGAGGCGGCUGCGUAA
This is a messenger RNA of Acaromyces ingoldii, 1449 nucleotides long. RefSeq names its product RhoGAP-domain-containing protein. Gene Ontology annotation, biological process: activation of GTPase activity; signal transduction; regulation of fungal-type cell wall organization. NCBI's taxonomy places the organism in Eukaryota, Fungi, Basidiomycota, Exobasidiomycetes, Exobasidiales, Cryptobasidiaceae. Bases 1 to 1449 code for a protein of 482 amino acids. Gene Ontology annotation, molecular function: GTPase activator activity. The transcript has 7 exons. The record is from RefSeq and is a predicted model, not a curated record. Gene Ontology annotation, cellular component: cell cortex.